AUGAAGAACGCAGCGCCGUCGAGAGCUUUAGUUCAGCAGCACCAGUCGUUGAAAACCGCUUCUGAUUCUGCCAGUUUACCGCAAGCGGCGAAGAUCGACGCUGAUCAGAGCUUCAGUCAGAAUUUUCAACAAACACCGGAGGUCCCUCUGCAGGAGCAAGCAAAGUCUAUCGUUUAUAACGGGCAAAUGAUUGACCUGGAAACGCUUGGUGUGUCUGAGGCAGAAUUCCGAAGAAUGUUUCCUUCCGCUGAAGGCACGUUUGUUGUGAAAGGUGAGGAUUACUAUUUGUGA
This is a messenger RNA of Soboliphyme baturini, 291 nucleotides long. The record is from the annotation of a GenBank genome assembly. Lineage: Eukaryota; Metazoa; Nematoda; Enoplea; Dioctophymatida; Soboliphymatidae.